AAAAAAAAAGUGCUUGAAAGAGAAGGGGACAAAGGAACACCAGUAUUAAGAAGAUUUUCCAGUGUGUUUCUGGCGGUUGGUCCAGAAGGAUGACUCCGUUUCUGCUUCUCAUCUGCCUCUUCAUCACAGGCACCUCCAUGUCGCCCGUGGCCCUAGAUCCUUGUUCUGCUUACAUCAGCCUGAAUGAGCCCUGGAGGAACACUGACCACCAAUUGGAUGAAUCUCAAGGUCCUCCUCUGUGUGACAACCAUGUGGAUGGGGAGUGGUACCGCUUCACGGGCAUGGCAGGAGAUGCUAUGCCCACCUUCUGCAUACCAGAAAACCACUGUGGAACCCAUGCACCUGUCUGGCUCAAUGGCAACCACCCCCUAGAAGGUGAUGGCAUUGUGCAACGUCAGGCUUGUGCCAGCUUCAAUGGGAACUGCUGCCUCUGGAAUACCACAGUGGAGGUCAAGUCUUGCCCCGGAGGCUACUAUGUGUAUCGUCUGACCAAGCCCAGUGUCUGCUUCCAUGUCUACUGUGGUCAUUUUUAUGACAUCUGCGACGAGGACUGCCAUGACAGCUGCUCAGAUACCGGCGAGUGCACCUGCGCUCCAGGAACCGUGCUAGGCCCUGACAGGCAGACAUGCUUCGAUGAAAAUGAAUGUGAGCAAAACAAUGGUGGCUGCAGUGAGAUCUGUGUGAACCUCAAAAACUCCUACCGCUGUGAGUGUGGAGUUGGCCGUGUGCUAAGAAGUGAUGGCAAGACUUGUGAAGACAUUGAAGGAUGCCACAAUAACAAUGGUGGCUGCAGCCACUCUUGCCUUGGAUCUGAGAGAGGCUACCAGUGCGAAUGUCCCCGGGGCCUGGUGCUGUCUGAGGAUAACCGCACUUGCCAAGUCCCUGUGUUGUGCAAAUCGAAUGCCAUUGAAAUGAGCAUCCCCAGGGAGCUGGUUGGUGGCCUGGAGCUCUUCCUGACCAACACCUCCUGCCGAGGAGUGUCAAACGGCACCCACGUCAACAUCCUCUUCUCUCUCAAGACAUGUGGUACAGUGGUUGAUGUGGUGAAUGACAAGAUUGUGGCCAGCAACCUUGUGACAGGUCUACCCAAGCAGACCCCAGGGAGCAGCGGGGACUUCAUCAUCCGAACCAGCAAGCUGCUGAUCCCGGUGACCUGCGAGUUUCCACGCCUGUACACCAUUUCUGAAGGAUACGUUCCCAACCUUCGAAAUUCCCCGCUGGAAAUCAUGAGCCGAAAUCAUGGGAUCUUCCCAUUCACUCUGGAGAUCUUCAAGGACGAUGAGUUUGAGGAACCUUACCGGGAAGCUUUGCCCACCCUCAAGCUUCGUGACUCCCUCUACUUUGGCAUCGAGCCCCUGGUGCACGUGAGCGGCUUGGAAAGCUUGGUGGAGAGCUGCUUUGCCACCCCCACCUCCAAGAUUGACGAGGUCCUGAAAUACUACCUCAUCCGGGAUGGCUGUGUUUCAGAUGACUCUGUAAAGCAGUACACAUCCCGGGAUCACCUAGCAAAGCACUUCCAGGUCCCCGUCUUCAAAUUUGUAGGCAAAAACCACAAGGAAGUGUUUCUGCACUGCCGGGUUCUUGUCUGUGGAGUGCUGGACGAGCAUUCCCGCUGUGCCCAGGGUUGCCACCGGCGCAUGCGUCGUGGGGCAGGAGGAGAGGACUCAGCCAGUCUACAGAGCCAGACGCUAACAGGUGGCCCAAUCCACAUUGACUGGGAGGACUAGUUUGUGGCCACACCUGUGUUGGGUCACCUGAGUCCCUGCGUUGGGUGGCACUGCUCUUUGGAGCUUCUCCCUACACCCUCCAAGAACAUCUGCCAGCACCUAAGUUCAAACUUCAUGCUGUGAGUUCAGACUCCCAGCACCAACUCACUCUGAUGGUGGUCCAUUGGGUGGGCACAGGCCACAGCACCGCUGAACAAUGUGGCCUGGGUGGGGUUUCAUCUUUCUAGGGUUGAAAGCUCAACAGUCCACCCAGAAAGAGACUCACCCUAUUUCCCUCAUUUCUUUCCUACAAUUAAAUACCUCGUGUACGAUGCAAUCGGACCAUAAAAUCAGCAGUUGGGUAUAAUAUUUCAAGUUAGAAACCCUAGAAUAAUUAGGCCAGGCGCGGUGGCUCAUGCCUGUAAUCCCAGCAUU
Messenger RNA from Saimiri boliviensis boliviensis (Bolivian squirrel monkey), 2141 nucleotides. It is a transcript of the gene OIT3, whose product is annotated as oncoprotein induced transcript 3. Lineage: Eukaryota; Metazoa; Chordata; Mammalia; Primates; Cebidae. The record is from RefSeq and is a predicted model, not a curated record. Gene Ontology annotation, molecular function: calcium ion binding.